CCAUCAGUGGUAUGGAAACUCGAACGUCUCAGGAUUUGCGUUAACCGACUGCCCCAACGCCUGGAAUAGCGCCAUCAGUGGUAUGGAAACUCGAACGUCUCAGGAUUUGCGUAGGAUCAGAAUGGCACGCUCAGACAUGAGUCGCCGACUUCUGCGGGGCGUGCGGGCCGAUCGCUGUAUCACUCUUUCGAUGCUCUCGUCCGAUGGGGCUUGGGUGGUACUAUUCAAUGGGCCUGUGAACCAAUUGGAUCUAACCUGGGUUGCGUCCAUGUCGCCGGUGCCAUUAUGUAGCCAUGUUUACCGCGUGGAGGGUGCCACCGGCCCAAAUGAACUGUCAUUAACCGCGGCUUUGGCCCCACGUGAUGUCACAUACCUGAGUGACCCCGAGGCACCGACCAUCAUUAAUGCCUCCACACGUGAUGUAAUACUUGGCUGGCCCGGUAUAGAGGGUUGUCGCGGGGAGCUGCUAAGGCAGGCAGUUACUCGUGGUGGCGCUGCUUUCCAGGUCGAGAUAAAGGAGGGACCUGGAUGGCAGCCAGCGCGUGUACAGUUACAACGCUUGCGUGUUGCAGCGAGGGCUACCGGCUCGCAAAACAGUGAUUGUGACCGGUGUAAGACGUUGCCAGCGAAUUGCAAGGACGGUAGAGCAUAUGUGGCUCUUGAAGCAGUGGACGGAGUUGGCGGCGUGCGGGUCAUCGACCUCCUGCCGGCCACAUGGUACCACAUGCGCUUGCGCGUGACAUAUGAUGGGAUUUCUGCCGCGCUGAGUCCCGCCGUCGCCGUCGCUACCAAAUGUGGAGCACCUGAUCCUCCCAUACCACGACCCAAUGUUACUGAGGAGUUUGUUGGAACUGCUAACAUGAAUUCUGUGGUUGGUGCAGCGGCGCAAAAUCUGGAGGGUUUUGUGAGCGAGAUGAGUCGUGCUACACCACCGCCAGCUAGCGGCAGCCAUCGCCUUCGGGUUUCAUGGGCACGACCGCGGACGAAUGGCUAUCCAAUUCAGUACUAUAUACUUCACCAGCGUGAACUAGUCUUACCACCGAAUUCGGUUGCCAAACGCUGCCAAGCGAGCAACAUGCUAGUCCCAGCAAGAAGUCUGGCGUCAGAUCCUAGAGUCAGGCCAUUCUCAACACAAUCAUCAUCAAAUGCCAACGAACAACAGCAAGCCCCCAAAUGGACACCCUGGCGUGAGGUCCAUGCCCACUUACUCCCCGACUGCGCGCCAGACGCUUGGGCUUGGCUCUCCUUCGAACAACUCUGCAGCUCUUCGAAGCGGCCCGUUUUCCUCACUGCCGAAAGUGUCGGAGCCCCCACCCCGAUUUAUUGCUGUAGAAUUCCGCGUGGCUGCUGUGAACGCGCUAGGGGCGUCGAAAUUCUCGCAGGUGUCGCGCGUCUCGAGACAGGAGUUUCCUAGAGCCCCGGAACAGGCUUGGGGAGGUCGCACUGCGCCAAUAAAGACCCGCCGGUCCGAAGGCACAGCAUGGACCAAGAAUCUCCAAACCUCCAUGUUCGAGGCCGAGUUGGAAGAACUCGCUGGUGCACUGGGGUUCCCCGUUUCUCUAAGCAUUGUGCAGGGGGCUUUGGAACUUGUACGCGGGAAGAAAUCCUUCGGGAAGACGCCCUCGCGCGCCUCAAUAAUUCGCAAUGUAGGAGAGAGAAGAAAUAAGCUGGAAAGGAAGUCUUCAACCAAGGCUGACCCGAGUCUGUAUUCUCCCGCACAACACAUGAUCAUGACCGAGAUGGCCCGGAUUUCAGACCACGAGGCCUGCAAGCCUGCUUCUUUCUCAUCAACCUCGACGCGUCUGCCGAUGCAUUGACGUGCCAAUCUCCAUAUUCAAACUCACCAUGUGCCAUUGGCCAAGCCUGCAUAGUGACCAGGGUGGGGUUGCAAGCGCCCUGCGAUGCUCCGACUCUGCAAAGAGCCGCUGCUUAUCCCGCCUUCAAGCUACCCUUUGCGCCUCCCACUUAUACCACUCCAUCCCACGACGCCUGCUGCGAAGUGGACUGGAAUAGACGGGCGUCUGAGAGCCGAGAAUCCACAGGCCCCAAGGUAAAGGGCAAGGGAAUUCAGGCGCCAGCCGCGCGGUUGGGACUACCUGCCGCUACUAUCUGCGCGUUGAGCUAGCCGCCCCGGGAUAUAGUC
Messenger RNA from Aureococcus anophagefferens, 2143 nucleotides. RefSeq lists its product as hypothetical. The coding region runs from base 83 to 1414 and encodes 443 amino acids. Lineage: Eukaryota; Pelagophyceae; Pelagomonadales; Pelagomonadaceae. The record is from RefSeq and is a predicted model, not a curated record. Gene Ontology annotation, molecular function: protein binding. The transcript has 2 exons.